Ylistrum balloti is the source of this 1068-nucleotide messenger RNA. RefSeq names its product carbohydrate sulfotransferase 8-like. Bases 1 to 1068 code for a protein of 355 amino acids. Lineage: Eukaryota; Metazoa; Mollusca; Bivalvia; Pectinida; Pectinidae. The transcript has a single exon. Gene Ontology annotation, biological process: carbohydrate biosynthetic process. Gene Ontology annotation, cellular component: membrane. The record is from RefSeq and is a predicted model, not a curated record. Gene Ontology annotation, molecular function: sulfotransferase activity.
AUGAAUGGCUUUGGCAAUGACACUGUUAAAAGGAACUUUUUGCUAGAUCGUAACCACCAUGUGUUGUUUUGUCGGGUAGAGAAAAUUGGCUCAAAAUUUAUUGUUAAUUUUCUGAGAAAACUCGAAAAAGUCAAAAUGCCAGGGAAUAUUAAGAAAGAGAAAAAUAUUUCUGCGAGAGGUUUACUUAAGUCUAAAAAACUUUCUGUUGUAUCUGACUUUACAAAUAUCGGGAUGACAGAUUUUCACCAAGCUGUCAUGAAAUCUUUUAAAUUCAUGUUCGUCAGAGAGCCUUAUGGGCGACUAGUAUCAGGAUACGUGGACAAGUUCUUCAUGCCAAACACACUGUUUUGGAGGACGAUAGGCAGGUUUGCGUAUAACAUGCUACAUGAUGUGGAUGUAACAUGUGGAAACAGACUGUCUUUUCCGGAUUUCCUUAGGUAUGUGGUGUAUGGGGAACAAACUGGGGACCACAAAAAUCGCCAUUUUACAUCUAUAAGUGAACACUGUAAACCGUGUGAUAUUUCAUAUGAUUUCAUUGGUAAAAUAGAAACUUUUAAGAACGAUUUUACUAUGUUGUAUACAGCUUGGAAUAAGAUAUAUGAUACCAACGUUACAUUUAGUGAUUUCGAAUCCGAGACAGCUUACGAACGAGCAAUGUUCUACUCUAAACGGCUAUACGGUAUGAAAACUGGGAUCGAAGAGUGUGUAUCAUUUUAUGAAGGGAUGAAACGAACUUGGAUUGGUCUUCAAAUUCAGGGAAUUAUUCCUAAGUAUGUGCGAAUUCCGUUUACGAAGUUUGAAGCCGCAGGUGUAACUUUAGAACGCUUCCAGAGCGCUGUUGGUGCAGCAAUUAAUUCUACAAUAGACAAAUCCGCGGUGAAAUACCAGAAAAUAGAAGCUGUUAUUGAGGCGUACAGCCUCGUGCCCUUAAACGACCUCAUAACUAUACGGGAAUUAGUCCGACAAGACUGUCAGUUGUUCGGCUACGAUGAAAGCCCUAAGCCAAUCUUUGGUAACAAGACGAACGGAAACAAAAACAAUUUGGAGUAUUUUAAAACGUUCGUGUGA